AUGAAUUUAUUUGCUGUACAAGGUAAUAAUAUUCCAAAUAAUAGUUUGCAAAACAACUGUCAAGAAAACACAAACGAUUUUGAAAAAUUUUCCUUUGAUGAAAUAGAAAAGGCCAUCAAACAUAGCGCGAAUACUUCACCUGGUAUUGACAACAUUCAUUAUAUUAUGCUAUUCCACUUGCCAGAUAAUGCCAAAUCAUACCUUACUAAUCUUUUCAAUGACUUUGUAAUAAAGAACUUUAUACCGCCGGAUUGGAAAACGCAAAUUAUUGUGCCAAUAUUAAAGCCAAACAAAAACGCAUUAGACGCGAACUCAUACAGGCCUAUUGCUUUAUCAUCAUGUAUAUGUAAAACUUUUGAAAGGGUGAUAAAAGGUAGAUUGGAGUGGUUGUUAGAAAAAGAAUCACUAUUAGGAGGAACACAAUAUGUAUUUAGAAAAGGAAAAGGAACCAUGGACUAUCUAGCAAAAUUGAUUAACGAUAUUCAUAUUUCUAACUCAUAUAACAAAUAUUUACUCCUAAUUACUACUGACAUUAAUAAAGCAUAUGAAUCAAUAAAUAUAGACAUACUCCAUGAAAAAUUAUUACACUUUAAGGUCGGAAGAUCUAUAAGGAAUAUAAUUUUAGAGCUGAUAACAAAUCGACAGAUAUUUAUAAAGGCAAACAACAAAUUAUACGGUCCCAAAAAAACAAAUAAAGGAUUAGCACAGGGAUCAUUGCUAUCACCAUUACUUUUUAAUAUAUACAUGGCUCAGGUAGAAAAAAUAUUUACAGCUGACACACAUAUACUACAGUAUGCAGAUGAUAUAAGCAUAUAUACAUCCCAAAAUAGUAUUGACGAAUGUAUAUCUAAACUCACACGGGAAAUGUCUAAAUUCCAUCAAUGGACAUUAAAUAAUCAUCUAACAUUAUCACAAGAUAAAACAGCCAGUAUAAUUUUCAGUAGACACAGAAUACCAGAAGAAUUGACACAAAUUAAAGUCAACGACAAGUUAUUGCCAAGGAAAAGGAGCAUUAAAUUGCUAGGACUUCAUCUGGAUGAGAAACUUAUGUUCAGAGAACAUAUAACAUACACAAUAAAGAGAUGCGAACGUGGAAUUAAUCUACUUAGAAUAUUAGCUAAAACUUGGUGGGGAGCAGAUCCCCAGAUAUGUAUAAAUAUUUACAAAUCUAUAAUUAGAUCCGUAAUAAACUAUGGCAGCUAUAUAUAUGGUCGAGGAGCAAAAUCAUUAAUGGAAAAACUAGACAGAAUACAAUACGCAGCCCUAAGAGUAUGCAUUGGAGCGAUGCGCUCAACGCCAACCAAUGCUCUUCUGGUGGAAACUGGUGAACCACCUUUAAGUAUCCGCAGAACAAUGUUAGGAAAUAAUUUUCUUUUAACAAAGAUACAUAAUGAUAACGAAAAUAUCCCUGCACAAAUGGAACUGUUACAUAAACUAGUUUCUACAAAAAUAUAUUGGCGCAAGAAACAAAAUCCAAUAUUAGUAGAUUGCCUCAUAAAUAUAAAAAAAUAUGAAAAUAAUAUAAUUAAAAAUUCCACAUUGCCAGUGUUUAAAUUACCACAAAAAUUAAUAUAUAAAAAAAUAAACACAUACCUAGAAGAAAAUCUGGUAAACACUAACAUUAUGAAUGUAACCUUACGAAACACAAUAUUUAAUUAUAAGAUAAGAUUAACAUGGCCUGGAGCGAAAUUUAUAUAUACAGAUGGAGCCAAAAUAGGGAACUUAGCAGGAUGUGCAGCUUUUGAACCAACAAGCAAUACAGUCAAAUACAUCAAGUUGCCAGAAUCGACUUCUAUCUUUACUGCUGAACUUAUAGGCAUCAAAAACGCAAUAAAAAUUAUUGAAGAUAAUAAUAUAGAAAACUGUGUUAUUCUAACCGACUCUCGGAGUGCAAUAGAGGCGUUAGGAAAAAUAGACAGUAAGACAAAUAACAUUAUUUUGGAAAUACUAGAGGCUAUAGAAAAGUUAGAAAACAGAAAAUAUAAAAUAAACAUUGUGUGGAUGAAGGCGCAUGCAGGUAUUAAGAACAACGAAGCUGUAGACAAUUUUGCAAAACAGGCUUGUCAACUCGGGGAGGAAGGACAUAAAAUCCCAGCUUCGGACCUAAGACAGAAACUCAAGCAAAUCGCACUGCAUCAAUGGCAACUCAAUUAUACAAAGUCUCUAGAGAAAAAAGGACACAAGUACGGCUCAAUAAACCCGAAAGUAUCCACGAAAUCUUGGUUUCAAAAAAUAAAACAACAUAGAAAAUAUAUUACAAAUAUAUGUAGGAUACGACUAGGUCAUGGGAGAUUUGGACAACACCUAAAUAAAAUUAAUAUUAUCAAUUCCCCAGCAUGCACAUGUGGGUAUGAGGAAGAAUCCCUCAAUCACAUCUUCUUUGAAUGUCCCCGAUAUCACUCUGCAAGGGAAAAAUUUUACAAGAAGCUGCAAAAAGAGAAAAUUGAGUUUCCUACUAGCGUUCAUCAAUUACUUCUAAUUAGUACUGAAAGCAUACAUAAUAUUAUUAAUCAAUUUCUUAUGGACAGUAGUUUAGAAAUUUAA
This is a messenger RNA of Ctenocephalides felis (cat flea), 2544 nucleotides long. RefSeq lists its product as uncharacterized. Gene Ontology annotation, molecular function: nucleic acid binding; RNA-DNA hybrid ribonuclease activity. The coding region runs from base 1 to 2544 and encodes 847 amino acids. The transcript has a single exon. The record is from RefSeq and is a predicted model, not a curated record. Lineage: Eukaryota; Metazoa; Arthropoda; Insecta; Siphonaptera; Pulicidae.